CGCUUUUUGCUAUUGCGGGGAAAUCUUGAGAUGGUUCCGCGCAACUUGCUGCAUUUGGAGUCGACGGCGGGCCGCCGGAUGGGUAUAACUUGCUACUCGUGUCCGCCAUAAAGUAAGACUUCGCAACCACGAGUCUCAUUCGCAGUCGAUUCCGGGACGAGCAGAUAAACGCCAUCUGAGCAACAAUGCCUCGCUCAAGCUAUCUCCAAGCUUCUGUACUAGUAAUACUAUCCUCUUUCUCAGUGUUGACGAAUGCUCAGACACCGACAAGCUCGUCAGCAAGCGGCUGGUCUACUACUCUCAACGGCACGCCGACAUCUUUCCGCUCAGUCUUUACUAUCCCCGCCUCCGCUGAUUCUGGCGCCGAAGUCCUUCCUAAUAUUCAAGAUCCCGAGGCUGUUAACGCUCAAGAAGUUUGCCCUGGCUACAAAGCCUCCGACGUGCAAAAAAAUGAUAGAGGAUUGAGUGCUGUACUGACUCUGGCGGGAGAGCCGUGCAAUGUUUACGGUACUGACGUCGAGGCUUUGGGGUUGAGCGUCGAGUAUCAGGCAAAGGGACGGUUGGCGGUUAGUGUUGUACCAAAAUACCUUAGCGCGAACAAUGAGUCGCAAUGGAUUGUGCCAGAGGAUCUUAUUCCCAGGCCAAAGCCUGAAGACUCGUAUGAGGACUCUGAUCUUCAUUUUGACUGGGGCAAUGACCCAUCCUUUUGGUUCACCGUGACUCGGCACUCAACCAGCGAUGUCAUCUUCACGACCAAAGGCGCCCACCUCGUCUACGAAAACCAAUUCAUCGAGUUCGUAAAUACCCUGCCUGAGGACUACAAUCUCUAUGGCCUCGGAGAGCGUAUCCACAGGUUGCGUUUGAACAACAACUUUACUGCCACCAUAUAUGCAGCUGAUGUGGGUGAUCCCAUCGACCGUAACUUAUAUGGUAGUCAUCCAUUCUACCUCGAGACACGCUACUUCAAUAAAGGUGGCAACAACACAAAACGGGCCCUGAAGCAAUCUGAGCUUCAUCAACGUAGCUUCGGAUACGAUGAAAAGCACGGUAGUGGAGGUUCCCCGUAUGAAUCCUACUCGCACGGCGUGUACUAUCGCAACCUACACGGCAUGGAUAUCGUUCUAAAGCCGGAGAAUAUGACCUGGAGGACGCUAGGAGGGACUAUUGACCUUUUCUUCUUUGAUGGGCCAACACAACCCGAGGUCACGAAACAAUACCAGACGUCCGCCGUCGGGCUUCCUGCCAUGCAACAGUAUUGGACUUUUGGAUACCAUCAAUGUCGAUGGGGCUAUCGCAACUGGACGGAGACGAGAGACAUUGUUGAGACGAUGAGAGCUUUCAACAUCCCCAUGGAAACCAUCUGGCUUGACAUCGAUUAUAUGGACCAGUACCGAGACUUCACUCUCGACCCGGUUACUUUCCCUUCGUCCGGAGUGGCAGACUUCUUCGGAUGGCUGCACGAGCACAACCAGCACUUUGUCCCGAUUGUUGACGGAGCGAUCUACAUUCCGAAUCUCCAAAAUGCCAGUGAUUCGUAUGACACGUACACACGCGGUAAUGAAUCUGGUGUCUUCUUAAAGAACCCGGAUGGUAGCCAAUACAUUGGUGCUGUAUGGCCAGGCUACACCGUUUUCCCUGAUUGGAUGUCUACAAACGGGGUGUCUUGGUGGGUUAAGGAGAUGGUCGAAUGGUACAAGGAGGUCCCAUUUAGCGGCUUCUGGGUUGAUAUGACAGAAGUGUCGUCGUUCUGCAUUGGCUCCUGUGGCACCGGCAAUGUGUCUCUCAACCCUGUCCACCCACCGUUUGCUCUACCUGGCGAAGUUGGCAAUGUGGUCUUUGAUUACCCAGAAGGCUUCAACAUCUCGAACGCUACUGAAGCCGCUUCAGCAUCGUCCGGAGCAUCCAGUCAGAAUGCUGCGAAAAGCACUGUGCAAGCCAGCUCAACAUCUACCAGCUACCUACGCACUACACCAACACCCGGAGCCCGAGAUGUCAACUAUCCUCCGUACGUUAUCGAUCAUGUUCAGGGGGAUUUGGCUGUCCAUGCGGUGAGUCCUAACGCGACGCACGCGAAUGGUGUGGAGGAGUAUGAUGUACACAACGUCUGGGGUCACCAGAUCAUCAACGCUACUUAUCAGGGUCUUCUUUCUGUCUUCCCUGGCAAGCGACCUUUCGUCAUCGGACGAUCUACCUUUGCUGGAAGCGGCAAAUGGGCUGGCCACUGGGGUGGUGACAAUGCCAGCAAAUGGUAUUACAUGUACUUCUCUAUCCCUCAGGCGCUUUCUUUCUCACUCUUUGGCAUACCCAUGUUCGGUGUCGACACGUGCGGUUUCAAUGGCAACACCGAUAUGGAACUCUGCUCCCGCUGGAUGCAACUUUCCGCGUUCUUCCCCUUCUACCGGAACCACAACGUGCUUUCUGCCAUCUCACAGGAGCCGUUCCGCUGGGACGCUGUGGCAUCCGCGUCGAGGACUGCGAUGCAUAUCCGAUACUCUCUGCUUCCGUACAUGUAUACCCUCUUCCACCAGGCACAUACGACAGGAUCUACCGUCAUGCGCGCCCUAGCUUGGGAGUUUCCCAAUGAGCCGCAGCUCGCAGGCGUCGACACCCAGUUUCUGCUUGGCCCUAAUAUACUCGUCACUCCGGUUCUUGAGCCACAUGCUGACACUGUCAAUGGUGUCUUCCCCGGUAUCAUUGAUGGUGACGUGUGGUAUGAUUGGUAUUCUGGCGAGCGCGUGCAGGCGGAGGCUGGCGUCAACACUUCUAUUUCCGCUCCACUAGGUCAUAUCCCAGUAUUCAUCCGCAGCGGCUCCGUCUUACCCACCCAGGAGCCUGGAUACACAACAACUGAAUCCCGCAAGAACCCAUGGGGACUAAUCGUCGCACUUUCAAGCGACGGCGCUGCGUCUGGUAGUUUGUACGUGGAUGAUGGAGAGUCGCUCGAACCCUCUGAGACGCUAGAGGUUUCUUUCGCUGCUCUCAACGGGCAACUAAAGGCCGAGGUCCACGGUGACUACAAAGAUACAAAUGCUUUAGGCCAUGUUACCAUCUUAGGCGUUUCUCGUUGCGCUGGAGAGAUCAAGCUAAACGGAAACACUAUUGAGAAGAGCAAGGUGGACUACAACCAAACUAGCAGUGUAUUGAAGCUGUCGGGUUUGAAUGACCUGACCAAGGUUGGUGCAUGGAAGGGAAGUUGGACCCUGAGCUGGGAGUAGGACAUCUGUAGCCAUUCUACUGGGGAGGAUUGCUGUAUUGAUAGGACAAACCUAACGCUCUAAACUCCAUCUUCCGCACCAUCGUAUGAAUGAUGACCUGAUGAUGCCUCAC
Messenger RNA from Cucurbitaria berberidis CBS 394.84, 3327 nucleotides. RefSeq names its product glycoside hydrolase family 31 protein. The record is from RefSeq and is a predicted model, not a curated record. The transcript is spliced from 6 exons. NCBI's taxonomy places the organism in Eukaryota, Fungi, Ascomycota, Dothideomycetes, Pleosporales, Cucurbitariaceae. Gene Ontology annotation, molecular function: carbohydrate binding; hydrolase activity, hydrolyzing O-glycosyl compounds. The coding region runs from base 186 to 3215 and encodes 1009 amino acids. Gene Ontology annotation, biological process: carbohydrate metabolic process.